Messenger RNA from Erigeron canadensis, 1096 nucleotides. RefSeq lists its product as uncharacterized. The record is from RefSeq and is a predicted model, not a curated record. The transcript is spliced from 4 exons. NCBI's taxonomy places the organism in Eukaryota, Viridiplantae, Streptophyta, Magnoliopsida, Asterales, Asteraceae. Bases 54 to 857 code for a protein of 267 amino acids.
AAUAAUCUAUUAAUUAAUCUUGGCACACAAACAUUGAAAAAACAAAACCAUAAAUGGAUCGAGUAGUUGAUCAAAACAUAGUGGUGAUGCGCCACGGGGAUCGAAUCGACAACUUCGAGCCAUUAUGGACGGAAAAGGCAGACAGGCCAUGGGAUCCGCCAUUGACAUUGGACGGAAAAGUGAGAGCAUUCUGUACUGGAAAGAAAUUACGGAAUCAUUUAGACUUUCCGAUCCAUCGUGUGUUUGUAUCUCCGUUUCUCCGGUGUCUUCAGACCGCUUCUGAAGCGAUUCAUGCUCUUUCUGCUGUUGAUGAUCAUGUUAUUCAUUCUGUUCAUCAUUUGAGCUCUGCUGAUGGUGUCACCAUUGAUCCUUCCAAAAUCAAGGUAUCUGUUGAGUAUGGACUAUGUGAAAUGCUCAACAAUCGAGCCAUACGGCCAGAAAACGCACCUAAAGAUGGAGACUUUGCUUUUAGUAUCUCAGAAUGUGAAGCAGUUUUACCGGAAGGAACAGUAGAUUCAAGUGUAGAACGGGUUUAUGAAGAGAUGCCAAAGUGGGAAGAAUCAUCAGAGGGAGCUAGAGACAGGUACAAGAACAUCAUCAAGAUCCUUGCUGAUAAAUAUCCUACCGAAAACUUGUUGCUUGUUACCCAUGGCGAAGGUGUUGGGUCCUCAGUCAGUGCAUACACACCUGACCACUUGACUGUGUAUGAAGUAGAAUACUGUGCGUAUUCAGUACUAAAGAGAACAAUCGAAGAAAAUGAAUCAGUUGCACCCGGAGAAUUUGAGGUGUGUUUCAACUAUGGACAUACUGGAGUUUUCACUAUGCCGAGUACACCAAUAGCUGAUGAAAGCAUCUAGAAACCAGAAACACCAACAUCGUAAACAAGCAAGCUUGGAGCCAUUUACCUUGCGUGCCAUAUUUCAAAUAUACUUUUAUUUACUUUCUGUAAUUUAUUGGAAAUUGCCAUGUAAUUGCAAUUAGUGUGGUGAUUUCUGAAUCGAUGAUAUGGCCAAUCAUAUCUCCAAUUGAUUUAAGCAACAACUCUUGGGAUAAGUUUUUCAUCAUGAAAAUUUUACAUCUUGUCCUUUCGCUGAAA